AAAACUUACACAUUCAAUAAUAUUUUCAACACUACAAUUUUUAAAAAAAGAAGGGAUGAUUUAUAUCGACACAUGGAUCUGGGCAGCGUUUUGCUACAUCUGUGGUUGGAUCGGGUUGCUCAGCAUGCUUACUUACCUCAUUGGAGUAUGCUUGCAGUGGAUCUCGCUCAAGAUACCGCAGAACCUGCGUAAAAAAUACAAAGCCGAGUGGGCAGUCGUUACGGGUGGAAGCAGUGGGAUCGGUAAAGCAAUCUCCGAGAAGCUCGCGAUGCAGGGGAUUAACGUGGUGCUUGUGGCGCUUGGCGACGCGAUGCUCGAUAAAACCUUCGAGGAACUCACCAAAAGGUUUCCAAGCGUGAAGUUUCGCAAGGUUGGGGUGAAUCUCGGCGAGGUGAACAGCGCGUCGUACAUGAAGCCUAUCAUUGCGGCCACGGAAGAUAUUCACGUGCAGCUGCUUUUUAACAACGCCGGAUAUAUCACCACCGGGCUCUUCGCUGAUACCGAUCUGGAGCGGCUACGAUGCAAUUUCGAGUGCAACGCGGGCAGUGUGAUCCCGAUUACGCAUCACUUUUUGCGUAAAAUGAUUUCACAUCGGAGCCGAGGCCUGAUUUCGUUUACCUCAUCCGCGUCGUGUUACCUUCCGGGACCGACCGCCACACUUUACAGCCCGACAAAGGCCUUUCUGACCAACUUCGCGAGCACCUUAGCGGCGGAAAAUCACGACGUCGGCAUCGACGUUGUUGUGAUUCACCCCUCACCGGUGAAUACGAACUUUUACAAAAACGAAGGUCCCGCAUUGAGCUCGCUGCAAACCGCGCAAAAGGCUGCGGCGAUGCCGAUGAAUAUCGCUGAUCAUAUCUUCGCCUCCGCCGGUCGCCUUACAGUGCGAGACCAAGGCCUUACCUGCGCCGUUUUUCGGCUAUUAAAUAAGUUGAUUGACUUUCAACUCUUCGUGGAGCUAACCACCCGCUUCGCUUUUUUGAAUGGAGAUCACAAAAGACUAGCCCACGCGUCGAAGCUUCGAAAUGAUAUAAAUGAGCUUUGA
Phytomonas sp. EM1 is the source of this 1045-nucleotide messenger RNA. The record is from the annotation of a GenBank genome assembly. NCBI's taxonomy places the organism in Eukaryota, Euglenozoa, Kinetoplastea, Trypanosomatida, Trypanosomatidae.